AUGCGCGAGAAGAAGGAUGAAAAGCAAGCAGCGGCUCUUCCAGUGUACGAGUUACAUCCUCCUGGGUGGUUGCCCAAGAUUCAUGGAGAAGCGGACCUAGGAUACCCUGGGUUUCAUCCCCCUCGACCGGGCCAAGAUGAGGAUGUCUUGUCGGAAACUAACAUCAAGAAUGGCUUCAUCCUCAGCCAGCCGGUUUCUGUGGAAACGUUCAGUGCUCAAACCAUGAUUAAUGAGAAACUACACUCUUAUGAAACACUUUCGAAACUCGAGGAACUUAUGAACGAGGUGUUUAUUAGGCGCGCCGAUCGCAUCCUUCCCAUUCCGGCAUCUACAUUUCGCAUUCCAACGAGGGUAACUUUGAACGACGUCAAGCGAAAUGCCUGGUUUGCCGAUCUCGCAAACCCUAAUGUGCCUCUCUCGAAGCUGGGCAAGAGUGUUCCUCAUGGGGCCAAAGGGCAUGAUCUGUUAGAUAUGCUGCAGACAAACAAGGUUGCCAUUCAAAGAGCUGUGUGGUUUGUUCGUGUUUUCGGAGCGAAUGAGACUGCUGCUUUUCGGAAUAAAGCCGGGUAUUUGCCUACGCAGUACAGCGUUGACUGGGCCGGGUUGGUCACGUCAUACAUGAAGAAGCAACUGCUCGAGAUCGCCCUUCCCAGCGCCCCACGUCCUGGGCUGAACAUCAAACAAACCUUCAAGGGAGUGCUGGCAGACUCAGACACCCGUGAAAAAUGGAUCGGCCGCUUCUCAUAUACAUUAAAACUUCUGCGCGCUUUCUACGAAGAAGACCUUGUCGACCACAGGUUUUUCUUGACAUGGCUAGUUCAGCAAAUGGUGACUUGCAAUCUCGCGCAAGCCGGCUUUCUUACUCGCUUGCUCGACGAAUUUCUCGAUGAUGUUGUCACAAGCAGAGCGUUAUCCAAGCCCCUUGUCGAAGCGUGUCUUGGAAAAUUAUCUGAGAUCCGAACGUCCUCAGCACACGAGUUCCUGAAGGAGACGGAGGAGCUAUUGCAGGUCCUAAUACAGCGACUCUGUCUUACCAUUCCAAAUGCCUUCAUAAGCCCUAAAAUGUGGAACGCGUACUGGUCGCUCAUUGAAGAAGUGUUACUAGAUAGUUCGAUUAAGCACACGAACGAUCGCUGCAUUAGCCAGAACGUGCAAGAGCUUAGAUACAUUCUGUCCGAAAGUCUCCAUGAUCUGAGGACUAGGAAUGAGGCAAUAUCAUUUCGUGGGCCUAUUGCUCAUGUCUCCGCUCGUUUGAGCACUGCGGUCUCGGAUGUCAAGCUCCUGAACUCAAUAUCAAGUGAUACUGACAUGGGGUCUAUCAAUUACUUUAGUCAAGAUACCAACGACUUUUUGAGCUUCAAGGAAAAACUCGAUAUGCUUCUGUCCUGGAGCGUAACACCUUUUCAAUAUGGUGACCAUCGUCCUUUCGCUGCAGUCACAUUGAUCCGCCUUUGGAGGGAUAGAGCCUGUGACAGGGCGAGUCGACGAGACGUGGCUACCCCCAGUGAAUUUCUGCAGGACCAACUUUUCGACUGGCUGGACACGUCUGAAGUGGGCGGUGAAGCAGGAAAUAUUCGAGAUGUCGCUCUUCUGUAUGGAAAGCUCGUUAAACACGAAGUGUUCUCUUACGCUAGCUACAUUCAACGUCUCAUUGCUCGAGGUGAACAGGGACUCUCGUUCAAGGAGACACCAGGGUCCCGCCACCGAUUUUUCCUUACCUGGAUUCCACUGUUCAAUGCUACUUCGUCUUUGGCCAAUCAACGGAAAGUGACGCUAUAUGGUGCCAGGGCACGCGAGAUACCGGAAGAUGAGACAGAACGAAAGAUUCGCAGCGAAGUCAGAGCAGUGAUGCCUGAUCUUUUUGAAGUACCUUCGCAGGCUACCUGGACUUCGACCUCGACUCUUCUUGAGCAAUGCAAAACCUUGAUAAUGGCGACACGUUUUGAACAAGUACGCACUUUCCGGCAAUGGUUACUUCCUUUCUUUAAGCAACGCAUCACGAAAAGACCUAAGGUCGAUCAAACCGUUUUGUUCAAAUCAUACCUCGUUGCCACCGAGCUAAUGGCGUCUGCCAAAUGCUUUCAUUCCGUUCUUGACCUCACUCUCUAUAUGCUCGAACAUGCCACGGAUGCUGAAACCAUGAACGGCUUAAUCGGCACCUUUUACCGAUACGCUGCCAUCUGGACUUGUAUGGACACUGUGCCGACAAUCGUCAAGGCUCUGGACGUUGCACACCAACUGUGGAAAUCUCGUGGUAUACCGUCCCGUCCGCUGCUGGCGUUGCUGAUGAGAUUUGACAACGGGCGCCAUCUCAGCCAAGCAUCGCGCGACCGUAUUGUAACGGAUGUUACUGCGUUCACGCAGGCUCUGCAACCACUUGUUGAUCAUCCAGAUAGUGCCCCCGAUGUACUGCCAGAGAUAUUGCUGUUGUCUGGAGACCCAGACCCCAAUGCACCUACUAUUCUGGCAAAUGGAUUAUGGAUCAAAUAUCGUACGUCUCUCGACUGGGCUUGGAAAGUCUGGGACAACACGGUUGCAAGUCUCCGUCAAAUCCCGAGCAUGUCGUCCGACUUGGAGGCUCGUCGAGCAUGUGCACUCCGUUACGGGAACUUCCUCUGGCGAGUCGACCAGCAUCUUCCGGAUGGGCUAGAUAGUGACGUGUUGCAAUGGUUUUUGGGACCUGGUAGAGCGGAGGUCGCUGCGCUCAGUUCGGAUGCAUGGGAUGUAUUGAAGGCAGUGCUUCUAUACCUCGCUGUCUCUGGUGCGUUGAGGACAACAACUAUCCUGGAGGGACUGGUGUACCCUGCGUGGCAGCUGGCUGCAAAUGGCUCGGGUCAACCUCUGAUCUCAGAGACGUAUCUCUCGGCUGCCAACAGCCUCUGUUUCCAUCUCCUUCUUCAAGAAGACGGAAGUGGAGAUUCAAUGCCCCCUACCAACUUAUUUGAAGUUCAAUGCAUCCGAACGAGAAGGCAGGCUGUGUAUGAUGAGCCACACUUCUCUUUCCUCGCUUCAAACAUUCCGGCAUUAAUUUGUCUGGAGAGCAAUCAAGAGAUUCCUGAAGCUCUUCGAGCCGAGUCGACUACCCUCCGUUGUCAACUUUGCCAACAAUCUGGCUUCCGGCAAGGGGCAUAUAGGAACCUGGACAUCAUCCGUGAGGCCUUCGAAAACUCCCCGUACUUGGUGGAUCAGGAUCCAAGCACCGAGAAUCUGAGCAAGCGAGCGAUCGCCGGCUUGAAUAUGAUACUAUGCGACUCAACUGAUGACACCAACAUCUACGACUGGCCUGAAGUAACUUGCCUACUCAGUCCAUGGAAGAUAGCAGCAACAACUAUUCAAAUGCAGUUACAAGUCAAACAACUCGGGCGUGCUCUUAGCCACGAGUCGACAUCUGAAGCUGCUGCCGCCAAUCUCAACAAGCUGACCACUAUGCUCUUCCACAAUACGAAAACAGCCGAUGAAGCUUACUACGUUGGUGAAAUGGCGCGAGGGGCAGACGCGACAGUUGUGACCAAGUUCAUCAAUAACGGCUUCAAGUCCAUGAUUGAACGGUUUUCGGAUUCAUCGUCAAACGAAGAAUGUCUCCGACGAGUCGGCGAUCUAUUGCGAGUUCUAAUUCAUGUUUCGCAACCACUUCGAGAAACUCCCAACAGCAUUCCAACAGUGGAAACCACUAUCCAUGAAAGCUUUCUGGAGGCUGUCGACAAAGGUUUCCAGGCGUUAGAUAAGGCUGUUACCGACUCCGAUAUACCACCUGAAUGCAGAGAUAAUCUCGUUCUUCUUUGUCGCCUUCUACAAUUCAUCCUCAGCUUCAAAUUUACGUUGACCGUCCACUCCCGAACCCUUUGCACCAACAUAUCCACUAUCAUCUUCCGCCUUGUCUUGAGGUCCGCCAGCGAAGACCACCUCAACCUCGAUUUAUACCCCAUACUCAUUGAUACCCUAUUCAUCACGUUGGACGAAAUUCAUGACCCAAAGCAGAACCCGGAACCUCACGAUACUAAGCACACUCCAUUUCGAUACUAUCCUUCAAUGCUCAUCACCGACCUUCCUCCACACUUACCCUUUGAGUACCGAAAACAAAUCACUACUUUACUCGCGCAGCUUCCGUUUGAUUCCGUUACAACAAGUCUGGUGAAUACCCACCAUGAUUCGCAAGGCAACAUCGUCUACGGACAACCGGUAAUCAACAAGCCAUGGGAAUGGAUCGAAAACCUGGGCGAGCCCUCUGUGACCGACCCCAGAGACGAAGAACGCGAGCGGGAGGAAAAGGAGCGCCUGAAAACCAGAUAUCUCGUGAAGAAUUCAGGCUCCAUUUCUCUCGACAACUUCGCAGCUCGACUGACUGGAGAUGGAGUUCGGCAAGAGAUGUCUUCUGAGGAGGGCUCCCGUCUGGAAGCCUGCAUACAUUCCUUCGAAGAUGGACUGUCGGAAAGCGUCUUCUCGCGAGAUUUCCGAGAAACACGGGGUGAUUGGGACAGAGAGCUUUCCCCGGACACUCUUAGUCGCAUUAGGGGAGAGUUAGACCCUGAGGCGCUGGCAGUUCAUGAGGUAUCAAGCAAAGGACAAGGCAUGAGGACGUCACCUGCUUCCUCUGUCAUCUCCCGUUCUUCUGCAUCAUCUGGCCGACGACAGCAACAGCAUCGUAGUCCCAGCCAGACUCGAGCAAGUACUUCGACGGCCCACGAUGUCAUUGACGUCGAUAGCAUCCCCACUAAUUCUUCGACGAGAGGCACCACAAAGCGGAAAGCGGCGGCAGUGAGCGACGAUGAAGUUGAAAUUGUCGAGGGACCCGUUCGUGCCACCGGAAGUUCCAAGAGACAGAAGGCCAGCAAAGCCCCUACUGCGAAUAAGACGAAAGCACGGAAAAAGUAG
Cyclocybe aegerita is the source of this 4872-nucleotide messenger RNA. The record is from the annotation of a GenBank genome assembly. NCBI's taxonomy places the organism in Eukaryota, Fungi, Basidiomycota, Agaricomycetes, Agaricales, Hemipholiotaceae.